AUGGAAAAUGAGGAUCAUGUAGCUAUAGAGUUUGAAGCUAUGCUGGAGAAGGCACAGCCUCUGUUUUCAAACAAAAGUUGCUGCAUCUACAAAGUGCCCCAUGAUAUCCGCCAAACCAAUGAAGAUGCAUACACCCCAAUGGUUGUUUCUGUUGGCCCUCUUCAUCAUCGAAAUCCAAGGGUUUUAAGCAUGGAAAGCCACAAGCAGGUUUAUUGCAGACAUUUCAUUAAAAGAUCCAAGGCAAGUUUGACCGAUUUGAUGAGUUGUGUAAGAGAGUUGGAACCACAAAUCCGUGCAUGUUACUCUGAGAAGAUCGAUCUCACAGUAGAUGAAUUCGUGAAGUUGAUAUUGGUAGAUUGUGGUUUCGUAUUUGAGCUUUUCCUCCGAUAUGAUGAGGGGCCGACAGAGGAUGAUGAUGUUAUCUUCUCAAAAUCAUGGCUGCAGCUUCGGCUAUCCUAUGAUUUGUUGUUACUCGAGAAUCAACUUCCUCUUUUUGUUUUCGUCAAGCUAUACAAUCUUGCUUUUGCUUCUUCCGAUGGUGACGAUGAAUUCCCUUCGUUUAUGGAUCUUUCUUACAGUUAUUUCUCAGCUGAAAAUAAUGUCAAUGACCAAAUAGUGCACUUCACUGAUUUGUGUAGAUACUGCAUUUUAAAACAACGACGACCUUGUGAAAGAAAACAUAAACACUUAGUUCUUGGUCAUAGUGCAUCUGAGUUACUUGAAGCAGGACUGAAGUUCCAAGUAGUAAAUAAAUCAAGUCCUAUUGACAUACUAGACUUGAAAUUUGAACAUGGUGUUCUUACAAUCCCGCAUAUUACUGUAGAUGAUUUCACUGAAGUUUGGUUGAGGAAUACUGUGGCUUUGGAACAGUGUCACUAUCCUGAUGAACACUACAUCACCGACUAUGUUAACUUCCUCAAACAACUUGUCAACUCAAACAGGGAUGCGGAUGUCCUCAUCAAAGGUGGAAUAAUUCAGAGUGAUGUAAGUGGCAGUGACAUUUCAGUGGCUAAGCUAUUUAGAGAUGUUGAUAAACAUAUUCUAUUGGAAAAUUAUAAUGUUAAUUAUCUCCAAAUUUGUGAUGAUUUGAAUGCUUACUACAAACAUCCUUGCAACACUAAAAUGGCAACCCUGAGACGCGAUUAUUUCCCCACUCCAUGGAAGACAGCAGCUUCUAUUGCUGGAAUUAUAUUGCUCCUCCUUUCUGUUAUUCAGACCAUAAUGGAUCCUUCAAGCUCAGAUUGUGUGCUGAAUCCAGGCGAAGUGGAUUAUGGAUCUAACGAAGUUCCUGAGCCUCUCUCGGUUGUUGAUGACGAGCUUGUUCCGAAGGUUGGAAUGACCUUUACCACCCUUGAAGAUGCCGGAAAAUUUUACAGGAACUACGCCAAGGCUGCAGAGGUGUAUACUGGCUGUUUCAUUGGGUGUAUUCUAAGCAUUUGUUGGGGUGUACCUAAUGAUUUUGCAUUCUGGACCAUGGUAAUUCGUUUCAGCAAAGACUCAUUCGAUAGGAAUUGGAACGAUUUUCUGGUGAAUUUUGGUCUUGCGGACAACAAGUGGCUUUCAGGUAAUGUGUUUUUAAAAUCUGCAGCUGAGGUGUAA
This is a messenger RNA of Arachis stenosperma, 1599 nucleotides long. RefSeq names its product UPF0481 protein At3g47200-like. The transcript is spliced from 5 exons. Lineage: Eukaryota; Viridiplantae; Streptophyta; Magnoliopsida; Fabales; Fabaceae. The record is from RefSeq and is a predicted model, not a curated record. The coding region runs from base 1 to 1599 and encodes 532 amino acids.